Molecule: messenger RNA, 2339 nt
Organism: Gloeophyllum trabeum ATCC 11539
Lineage: Eukaryota; Fungi; Basidiomycota; Agaricomycetes; Gloeophyllales; Gloeophyllaceae
Exons: 5
Coding region: 67-1275 (402 amino acids)
Biological process (GO): meiotic attachment of telomere to nuclear envelope; mitotic telomere tethering at nuclear periphery
Cellular component (GO): nuclear membrane complex Bqt3-Bqt4
Molecular function (GO): DNA binding
Source: RefSeq, a predicted model, not a curated record
CCUGCGUUACUCAACGCGCUGAUCUCGCGACGCCCCAGCCUGGCUUGGCCCGUGCCCUCCACCACCAUGCCCUCUCCUCAGCACCAUCUUAUUUACCCGAAAACAAACAUCCCCCGUCCCCCGCUGCCCGUGCAUCGCGCGAACUCGCAGUUGAAGCUCACUGAAUCUUCGAAGUUGCCGGAAGUAAAGUUCCAGGAGCUGGAGAAGGAAGGGCAGAAGGUCAUUAUCGGGAGACUGAAGAUUCCAACUCCGAGUGGCCAUGCCUUCAUCCUACGACGAUAUGAUACCGGCGCAGUCAGCCUGACCACCAUGUUCCGCGCUGCGUUCCCCCUCGCCACUGACGAAGAGGAGAAGGCAGAGACGGCGUGGGUCAAGGCGAACUACGACGUGGGCACGCAGAAGGACGCUUACCGUGUUCGACUGGCAGGCACCUGGGUCGGCGUCGACGUCGCCUUGUCUGUGGCAGAGGCGUAUAGCAUUAGCCACAUAAUUCCUCUACUGGCUGCCGCAGAGCCUGAAGAGGGCAAACAGUAUCGGCGAUCCGGGAAGCCGACUACCCCCAAGCAGCAGCCUGCCCCGCCAGUCACUACAACCUUGCCCACGCCAGCUCCGUCUUUCGGCUCCCCCAACCCUACCAAACGCCGCAGGGAGGCUUCGCCUGCUCCUGUCGUAGAACUCAAACCGCCCCCUUCCCCGCCACCUUCAGCCAGCCCGGCGUUGCGCAGAUCACCUCGCAAGCCGAGUCCUGCUGUUACGACUGCAAGCCCUGCCAAGAGCUCAGUUCUGAAGUCUACUGCUGCUACGACUACGACAGUCAAGGUCGGAAAGCCACCAUCCAAGCCAGCGUCUAAGCGGCAGCAAGAGCCACUUACUCCUGCCGCUUCAGAUGAAACUGUUGGCGAGGAUGAGCUUCCUGAUAUCCAUGGGCCUGAUAUGAACGAGGACAUCGCUGAGCAGAAAGAAUUGAUUGAGAGGUUGAAGAAGGAGCGCGAUGAGGCAGAACAGGAGCGCGCCAGGGCUAUCGAGGAGGCCGACGAUUUGAAGCAAAAGGAGCUGGUGGGCAAAAAGCGCGAGCGAGAAGACAGCGAGGAGCAGCAGUACAAGUUUGAGUUCAAGGAGCCGGAGAAUAAGGAGAGGGCUAUAGCGACCAACAGGCGGGUUACGGGCUUCUACGAACGGAUGCCACCCGAAAGAAAAUCUGCUGCUUGGGGUGCAGUCGCAUUUGCUGCUGGGCUGGGAGCGAUGACCUUCUUGCCAAACCUUCUUGGAUUCUGAUUGCACUCUGAUCGGUGUGUGCUAGUGUGUUCCACCAAGUCACGAUCCGGCCGUCAAUCGUAAGGCUAUGACUCGUCGAGCCGGUUCCCUGUACUAUUCCUUCUUCCUUUCCCUUCUCUGCGACACAUUCUCGGUUGCCAAAGACGUACAUUCCUCAAGUUUACCGUAAGUUGUCUGUAGUCUUCGGCUUGUGACCGUAAUUGUUUGUCGUCAUCGUCUUCCAUACUCCCCUUGUCCUGGUUAAAUUGUUGCAUGCUUCUAGUACGGAUGUACCUAUGUAUUGUGCCUUUUUAUUUUAUUCAGUUUCUGUAGAGGCUUCUUGUAUUGGCAAUGGGACUAGCGCCAUGAAUUUAAUGAGCAAAAGCCAAGAUAGACCGCAGCAAGCUCGCGAAUCCUGCGGGUCAGUCUUUCAUUCCAUGGUCAAGGUCUACAGACUAGAACGCCUUCAGUGUACAAACCCGUCACGUACAAUGUGCCUGCCUGGCUAUCCCGUAGAGCUGUGCAGGAGUUCGGGAAGCCAUUGACACCUCCAUCGCUUUGAUAUAAAGUCUCCACAGUAUGGCUGCGCGCGGGAGGAACUUUAGCAGACGCCGGCAAGGGAGCCUGCAUGUCAAACUCUGGGGAAGGUGUGUGCAGCACCAGGUGCGCCCCGGUCUCAGGGUGCUUGUGGUACAGGCUGCGCGGCUUAACGGCGACAACCCAGCUCGGUGCGGCUGCGUCGGUCUUGUUCUUUGAGACCGCGAUGAGCGAUGGGAAGUGGGGAUGGCCCGCGACUAUCAGCGUUCCCUCGUCGUCGAACAUAAUGUUGUCGGCGGCGAAGGGCAGUGGCACUUUACUCUGCAGGCGAAGGGCGUUUGUGAGCGACUCCCGCGCGUAGAACCGGACUUCUGCCAUCGAGCUCGAGGCUACCGCUAGUUGCUGUCCGUCGUGGGAUAACGCUACACCGUUCGGGAAGGGUAUUCCUAUCGCAGAGAAAGUAUGCUGGGUUGACACUGAUCCUGGGUCGGGGCUGUCAACAGAGACAUGGGAAACCCAGCCAAGCGGCAGUCCAAAGACCGACUCGG